UUCCCUCCCCCUUACUUAUAUUCCCCUGAAUUUAUAGGAGGACUAAACUGAGAACAUGAACAUUUAUUGACAAAUCUUGUGUACUGGGGGUAAGGGGUACUCUAUGGGUAAAUACAAUGCAUAUCAUCUGAAAGAUAAACUUUUCAUGAAUUGAAUGGUGUAUGGUACAAAAAAAUUGAGACUGAAUUGACAGAAAUAAGGGUUUUAAGCGGAGAGGUGAAAAAAGAAGUUAAAGGUCAACGUCUACCUGUCCUGAAAUUUUCAGCCGAAUUGGGUAACUGGUUUUUCAGGUAUUUGCAGAGUAUGUAGAAGAAAAUGGCUAGGACAAAAGGGCAAUGAUGAAAAAUGUAAUGAUCUUAUUUGUGGUCCACCAUGUACAGAUUUGGAGGAAGAUGAUUUUAUAGAAAACACUGAACAGCUGAAAUGGGAUUCAGAUGAAAUGGAUAAAUUAAGUGUGAAAUUAAAAGACAUGGAGCAUGUUGAAAGUCUACCAACCCUCACUGCCCUCAGCCAAACUAAAUCUACAUGUAUAACUGAAGAUUCAAGUCAAAACAGUCAGAUUUCAGAUUCAUCCCUAGUACAAACUGAUAAGCUGUCUAACUUGAACAUAUUUUUACAACAGUCAGGUGUUAGUCCUGUCAAACACAUUCAAGGUUCAAUCUUAUCUAGUGAUAGAACACAAAGGAGAUAUUUACAAAAAGCCAAUGAUUGCCUUGCAGUGGUAAUUGAAGCAAUUUGUCCUAAAGAAAAAGAGGCCUUUAUGGAAAAAUUUGUAGAGAGUCUUUGUAAAAGUACAGCAGUUGAAAAUAACCAAUCAUCUAGAUCAUGUGCAGUGAAUGCUUCAAUACUAAAGGAAAUCUAUGACCGGGCAGAAACCUGGACUUUCAGAAGGCAGAUUUUUAUUAAUUUUGGCUUUUGAAAACACUUACAGCCAAAUUAGACAGAUGAUACCUGGUUUAACCUCAUACAGGUAUUAUGCAGCAAAUAAUCACAUUUCCGAAAUUUGGAUAUGGCCUGCCUAUUUAAGAAAUGAAACAGAAUGAGAUAAAUAAUUGACCCAUGUCAAUAAGAACCAUUUCUUGACUUCAUAACGUCAUCACACAUUAUCAAAGACCGGCCAUUCGGUGAAAGGAAACUGAAAAUUUCUACUGGGGAGAUUAUUUGUACACCAAAUGUGAUCAGGGCUAUUGCACCAACAAGUAUCAUCAGACAGUACAAGCAGUUGUGUGAAGAUGAAGAAAUCAGACCAUUGGGCACAAGCACAAUGUAUAAGAUUCUGGAAGAAUGUGCUGCUUCUGUAAGACAUAGUGUGGAAGGUUUGGACUAUUAUGUGGCUGAAGGUGGAAGAGCGUUAAGAGAUAUUGAAGAAGUUUUGGAAGGAUUUGAAUGUGAAGAUGAGGAUAUCAAAAAGAUGAAGGCUGAUCUUCUUGAAGUUAAAAGAUACUUAAAGUCUGAUUAUAAGAUUGAAAAAGCAGUUGAUGACAUUAGGGAGUGGAAAGGACACAUAUUACGCUCAAGAAAUCAGGAAGAGGCAAGGAGGCAUACUCUGGAAAUCUUUGAAGAAAAAAAAAUGUUAACCUAAAAUAACCAUAGACUGGGCAAUGAAGUUCUUGCCUCGCAAAUUCAGAGAAGGGCAAACAGGUUGGUUUGCAAAACGAGGCAUAAAUUGGCAUAUCAGUGUUUCACUGAUGAAAGGACCAUCUGACACAUAUCAGUCUUUCACUCAUGUACAUUUGUUCUCUUCAACUGUUGCUGAAGAUUCAUCGGUCACAUCUUCUAUCAUUUCUGAUGUUGUCCAAGAUUUAAUUCAAAUGAACCAAGGUCUUCCAAAUGUACAUUUGUUUUCUGACGAUGCAGGCUGCUACAAAAGUACCAAUACCAUAGCUGCCUUACACCAAACAUUGAAAGGGACAAUCAAAACCUAUAAUUUUUGUGAAGCACAAGAUGGGAAAGGACCUUGUGAUCGUAGAGCAUCACAUUUAAAGUCGAUCAUUAAGAGAUAUGUGAAUGAAGGAAAUGAUGUAGUAACAGCAGAACAGAUGAAAAGGGCUAUUGAUUUGAAAAAGAACUUCAACUAUAGAGUUAAAGUGGUAACUCCUGUAAUUGACCUAGAUCCUGUUCAAAAUAUCAUUAAAUCAAUACCAGGAAUAUCACAGUUGCAUAAUUUCAAAUUUGAGGAUUCGUGUUUGAGAGUGUGGAAAGCAUAUGGAAUAGGAGCAGGAAAAUUAAUUCCAUGGACAGAUAUCUGUCAAGAUAUGAAUGUUUCCCAGUUGAAAACAGUUCAAAAUUGGUUGGAGAAAUCUUGCAAUGUAUUUUCUGCAGAUGAUAUGACAGAGGAAGAAGAAGUGGAAGAGUGCGAGCCACCAGCAAAGAAAGCAAAAUCUGAAGGAAAUAUUUACAGUUGUCCUAUAGAAGGUUGUGACAGGUUGUUCAACAAUAAUAGUGGUCUAGAACAAUCUCUUAGGAAAUUGUAACUAUCAGUUGAAAAAGCAGUCAUUGAUGAACAGAUCAAAAUCAGAGUGAAGUGUUCAAUUGGAUAAACUGUUAAUAUUUCAUGUUCUACUACUUCUGAAACAGCAAAUGCAGCAAAAAUUGGUUGGGCUCUAAAAAUGAAGAAAAAGAAAACGAUUUUUAAUGUUGAACAAAAACAGUUCAUGCAAGACCAGUUUGAUAUAGGCAAACACACUGGCAGGAAGGUUGAUCCUUUUGAGGCAGCUAAGUUAAUGGUGGUGGAAGUAAAAAAUGGAGAGAGAAGAUUUAAGAAAUCUGAAUAUCUAACUGGCUCCCAGAUUUCUGUUUAUUUCUCUAGGCUGUCUCAAAAGGAUAGAAAAAUGUGUAAAGAGGACAUUAUAGUUUCUCAAAAUGAAGAUGACAAAUAUAACUUGAAAAUGUGUGUAAUUUAAAAAAUGGAUUCCUUGUAAAUGCAUGUUAUUAGUCCCCUUCUGUUGAAGUGCAAGACAACUUUAGUUUUGCACUCGGUCCAUCUGUCUGUCUGUCUAUCUGUCAGUCUGGCACAUCAGUUUUCCACACUUUUUUCUUUAUGAUUGAAGAUAUUGAUUUGAUAUUUGGUAUAUUGUUUUAUCAUGACAAGUUACAGAUCAAAUUUGAAUUUUGUUCCGGUUUAACGAUUUUCAGCGGAGUUAUGGUCCUUGAACUUCAGUCAAAUAAUCAGUUUUCGCCUUUUUAUGUUAUGUGUGAGGAUAAUGAUUUGAUAUUAGGUAUGUUGUUUUCUCAUUACUGAUCAAAUUCAAAUUUUGUUCUGGUCUGAUCAACUGAUGGUUUUGUUCAGAGUUGUGAUUCUUGAACUUAAAAAAAAUAAUUUAAAUAAUCAGUUUUCCACUCAUGCUUAAAAAUAUAAACCUUAUAUUUGAUAUGCAGUUUAUACCAUGACAAAUUAGAGAUCAAGUUUUAUUUUUGUUUCAUUACAAAGAAUUUAAUUCGGUAGGGGACUAUGUACUGCCAUGCAAUUCACACAGAAUGCUUGUUGAUUUAAUCAGAUUGUAAAUUUUAAUGCGAAAUUAAUUUUUUAGUCAUUUUGUUAAAACCUAAUCAAAAUUAGGUUUAAUUUUUUGCACAUGAUUGAAUGUUAGGUAUUAUAUACAGUGAAGAAAUUGUUUAUUAGGCAAUACAUGUAAUUUAAUUUUGGAUGUAAGGCGUCUUCUGAUUGGCUGACCUUAUUUUGUUAUGAACUCAUAGACAUAAUUUAGUAAUUUGACCAUGACAUCAUCAAUGUUUUUUCAUGGUUUUCUACGGUUUAAAAUGGAAUUUAGAAUUAAAUUAUAAGAAAUAACUGUAAUAUUUUUUCUGUCUAUUCAAAAUAACAUUAAAAAUGUGGUGCACACUGUUAAAUAACCCGCUAUGCGCUUGAUUCAGUGUGCACCCAAUUUUUUAUGUUAUUUCUUCAUAGACAGAAAAAAUAUUACAGUUAUUCCUUAAAUAUUUUAAUUCCUUCAUGGAAGUUUUUAACAAUGCUAUUUUACAAACUUUAAAUUAAAUGCCUUAAUCUUUUGAAGAAAUUUUACUUAGUAUAUGUAUUUUCAUGCUUUCCUUGGCCCACUUGAAAAGUCAAAAGUCAGAAUCAUAUGAAUAAUGUAUAAGAUAGCGAAUUUUUGGUUACACAUUUUAGACAAAUAUCAAAUGUUUGGUCACUUUGACCUACAACAACAACAACAACAACAAUUUUUAUUUGUCAAUCAAGACGCCCCGAGGAGCAGUACAAUUAGUUUAAAUUAAAGUGUACAAAUAAUUGUGUUGAUUUUUUUCAUUGAAAUUACAAUACAUGACAAUAAAAUUAAAACAACAUUAUAUAAGUAAUAUGUUGUCAAAUUUUUUAAAGUAAAUACAAGUCAGGAAAUUUUAAAUAUAUCUGACUUUUACAUUGUUAGCUUUAUGUGCAAAAAAAUAAAAUCAUAUACUCUUCUAA
Mytilus trossulus (common blue mussel) is the source of this 4423-nucleotide messenger RNA. RefSeq lists its product as uncharacterized. The coding region runs from base 1602 to 2474 and encodes 290 amino acids. NCBI's taxonomy places the organism in Eukaryota, Metazoa, Mollusca, Bivalvia, Mytilida, Mytilidae. The transcript is spliced from 10 exons. The record is from RefSeq and is a predicted model, not a curated record.